AUGAUUAACCAGUUACCAGAUUGUUUGCUUUGUGAGAUACUUUUCCAUCUUCCCACGGAGGAUGUUGUCAGGACUAGCCUUGUAUGUCGCAGAUGGAGAAAUCUCUGGCAAGACGUGCCUGGGUUGGAUUUGGAGAUCGAUGGUUUUGCUAAAUACGAGUUUUUCAAUAGGUUUAUGGAUUUGAACAGUGGCUUGCGCUUACAAAUAGUUAAGCUACGAUAUCAUCGGUGCAUUGGUUAUAAUUAUGUCAAGCCGACGUUAAACACUGUGUUUAAGCAGAAAAUCCAACGUUUAGAUGUUGAGAGUAACAGAAGAUGCGAAUUGGUUGAGAUACCUCCAACCAUUUAUACAUCAUGUUUGGAGAUGCUGAUCUCAGCUUGCCCUGCUUUAGAAACCCUAACUAUGGACAAGAUGUAUAUACCAAAAGUCUCAUCUCAGUCUCUGUUGAGCUUCUCUCUGACCACACAUGAAGAAAACGAGUAUCCGAGGACACAAGUUCUAAUGCAAACCCCAGGGCUCAAGUAUCUAAAGCUGAAGCGUCAUUUUAUUGCAAGGAUCAUUAUAGAUGAUUUGAGCUCCAUUGUUACGUUGGAUCUUGAUGAUUUGACUAACUUUGGUGAAAGCUUUCCUAAUUUUCUUACACUGAUCUCUUGUGUCAGAAAUUUGACCAUCUCUGUUGAUAUACUUGAGGUCAUUCGUAGGUUCUCGAAAUCGGAAUCACUACGCCGGUUUCAUAACCUUUCUACAUUGAGCGUCAAGGGCAUGAAGUUUGGAUCCUGGGAAAGUUUGUUAGUCUUACUUGAGAGCUGUCCAAAUCUAAAAUCUCUUUUCAUGGGGUUUAGAAUUGGUAGUUACGGAAGAGAUUUCUUGUACGUGCCUCACUGUGUCUUGUCGUCGCUUGAGUUUGUUGAGGUAAAAGCAAAACACUUGGCGAAUAUGGAGAAACUUGGAAGUUUUUUCUUACAGAAUUCAACAGUCCUCAGGAAACUUACUCUCUGUUUAGAUCAUAUCAAGGAACAAGAUUCUGUGAUCCUCGCUCAGCUCAUUGCAUUGCCAAGACGGUCUAAUACGUGUGAAGUUGUUGCUCGCUCUCGAACAUAA
Microthlaspi erraticum is the source of this 1101-nucleotide messenger RNA. NCBI's taxonomy places the organism in Eukaryota, Viridiplantae, Streptophyta, Magnoliopsida, Brassicales, Brassicaceae. The record is from the annotation of a GenBank genome assembly.